UGUCUUUUCCCUCUUUUCCCCUCUCGAUCUUCCCUUCUCUUCUCUUUCUCCCUCCGUUUUUCUUGUUACCUUUUUAUUAUAUCAUAGAUAUCAAUUCACACUAAACAUGUCAAAAUGAUUUCAAUUCUAGUCUACAGAUGAUUACUGUUACCAAUUAAUUUGAUUUUUGUGUUUAUAUUCUGAGUUCUUGCUUUAUUCUUGUCCAUUUUUUCCUUUGUUACCAGUUAAGGACAACAUUUGCUGUUUACAUUGAUCGACCAUUAACUGUUAUAUUUUUACCUUUCUUUCUCUAUUUUCAUGAGAUUUGCUUCUUCGUCUUUUGUUAUUGCUUUCCCUCUUGUUUAUUUCAUUCAAAAUUCGUUUUCUUUUUCAAGGUUCAUUCAUUUAGACCUGGAUUAAUUUUCACCAUGAUUACUCAAUAUGUGCUUACUUUGUUUGUGUGAUUCAAGCUCAAUUGGAUGACAAUAAUGUACAACAGUUUAUCUAUUUUAUCAUUAUGUGAAAAAGUGUCUACAUUUUUAAUUCAGCCAUGCUAUCUCUUGUAACUCUUAUUAAUCCUUACUCAUUAGUGGUCAAGCCUGUGUUUUCAGGGAAAUUGUUAUUAUCAUUGCUAUAUUUAUCGACAUUACUCUUAUCAGCUUUGAAUCUCUCCUCUUGACCAAAUCUGUGUUCAAAAUUGUAAAUCUUCGAGUGAUUCUUGAAAAAUUGAUUGAAUUUUCUACUAGUUGAGUAAUGCGAAAAAUGGCGAUCUUUUCAAAUGAAUUGUUUUGAAAAGAGUUUGAGGUGAAAAUUAUUUACAGUUUACAAGUUGUUUGUUGGACAAGCAACUGGUAAAGAUGCACCUUCACUUUGAAAAAAUUGAAAAGCCUCAUUCUUAUUCUGAUUGUAAUAUUUCGAGUCUCUCAUGGAUGGGCAAAGUUCCUGAUGGACUCUUACAGUCACAAGAUGAUGAUGGUUGGAAGCUCAACAGAACAAACUACUAUCAAGAUGGUUGGAUUGCGCUUGGUAAUAGUAGAGGAAUCGUUGGUGUUACUUAUACAACCUGUCGUUGUAGAAAGGCCCCAUCAUCUGAAUUGCCUCCUCGCACUAAUUACAAUCUUCGUGGUCAUAGAUCAGAAGUUACUCUGGUAAAAUGGAAUGAACCCUAUCAGAAAUUGGCUUCAUGUGAUUCAUCGGGAAUCAUAUUUGUUUGGAUAAAGUACGAAGGAAGAUGGUCAGUUGAAUUGAUUAAUGAUCGUAAUACUCAAGUCAUUGAUUUUGCUUGGUCCCAUGAUGGUCGAAUGGCUCUUAUUUGCUAUAUCGAUGGAUUUGUGCUUAUCGGUUCUGUUGCUGGCCAACGCUAUUGGUCAUCAAUGUUAAAUCUAGAGUCUUGCUCAACAACUUGUGGCAUUUGGACUCCUGAUGAUCAGCAAGUCAUCUUUGGUACUUCUAAUGGAAGUAUACUAGUGAUUGACAUUAAUGGAACAAUAAUUGCCCAAUUAUCUAUUCGAGAACACCAUUCAAUAACAUCAAUGGCUUGGUCAAGUGAAAAAUUCAAAAUGGAAGAUAUCGAUGAAGGUGAAAACAACGGUAAUAAUAAUGGUAAUAAUAAAACCAAUCAUAAUAACAAUUCCAAUUCAUCAUCAUCAAAUUCAGCAGCAGCAGCAACCUCUUCGUCGCCAUCUCCCUCUUCAUCUAAUCGAAACUAUAUUUUAUCAAUUUGUUUUGAUGAUGGAGUAUUAUAUUUACUUAAAAAUUAUGAUGACAUUUGCCCAAUAAUUAUCCGAACAAAUUUAAACACAAUCAAAAUGGAAUGGUCUAACAAAGGUGAUACUCUUGCUGUUGGUGGACAUACAAUUGAAAAUACGUAUACACCGUAUGAUGGCUAUAAUAAAGAUAACAAUAAUAAUAACAAAAGCAGUUCCAGUAGUCAAAGAGAUUAUGGUAAUCCAAGUAUUGCUGGUUUAAUGAAUCCUACGAAGUAUAUUAAUACCAUUAAACUUUAUAGUGAAUCAGGAAUAUUAAAAUAUCGCGUUAAUCUCGAAUAUACUGGUCACCCAAUCAGUUCAUUAACGUGGGGCCAUAGUGAUAAGCGUUUGUUCGUUGGUACAGGGCCAGUUCUAAAUAUUGCCUGGGUAACCAAGCGAGUUGCUUCUCUUCACCUUCUUUGUCGAUUGAGUAUCUACAAAAAACUGUCCAAUGAAUCUGCAGUUGAAUCUCUUCCAUUGCCUUCAACACUACAAAAUCUCGUGUCCAGUCUUUUUGGUCGGACAUUACGGUGCUAUCUUCCAGAUAAUCUCAAUUUGACUAAAUUUACUGUUAAUCCUCCUGCUAGUAAUACUCGACUUUAUUGUACCUUGAUUCGUCAUGAUGAAGAUAUACUCGGUAGCUCUUCAUCUUACGUUUUAUACCUGGAAUAUCUCGGUGGUUUAGUACCUAUCCUUAAGGGAAAAAGAACGAGUAAAAUAAGACCUGAGUUUGUAAUAUUUCACCCUCAAUCGAAAAAAUGUGAGGAAACUUUGUUGAAAAUCGAAGCAGGUGGAAACUAUAGUGACUCAGGAGGUGGUGGAAGAGGUAGAAAUAAAUCUGGAAUGCAAAAUACGCUUUAUUGGCAUUCAUCAUCGACUCCUGGAACUUCAGACAGUGAAAGUGAGGAACAUGUUACUGUAAGAACAAGAAGAAAGCGUCGUCAGCAUCGGAAUCGUCGAAAUCAUGAGGGUGAGGCUGAUCUAAAUGGACUUGCUCGACCACCAGCAAAUCAUGUGAAGCCAGAAAGCACCUAUACCGAUGCAAUGCCAGAAGAUGAGAAAUUAACUUUGAUAACAUCAAAUAUUUGGGGAACUAAAUUUAAAAUACUAGGAUUAGUUCCUUGGUUACCUUCGGAUCUUGGUUCAGUCGCUUAUAGAACAAGUUUACUCCAUUUACAACCUCGUCAAAUGACUUUGAAAAUUAAAGAGCUUGGAGGUCAAAGAGAAGGAGUAACUGGAGGGUUCAUUGUUGAGGGUUCAGACAGAGCAGUAACCAGUUCGGAAGAUGAAGACGAAGGUUCGGGUGGAGGUGGCAACUAUGAUGAUGGUUACUCUAUUCCGAUUGCUCCAAUGACGCCUAAAAAGACAUUUCGUGGCUCAUCUCAAUCAAAUUCAACUCAACAACAGUUCAAUAUUUCUAACUACAAUUAUAGAUCAGAUUCUUUAGAUACUGAUUAUGUUAAUCUGAUUUCCAAUUUAUCUGAAGAUUUGUUAACCCUUCAUGUUAAUGGUAGUUCAAAUGGUCAACAAUUAGUUAGUAUGGAAAUGAUUUCUGCACCUGCAAGUUCAACUUCUAUGUUUUACUCAUCACCAUUUAAUAGUCGAGCCUUAAUCAAAUCAGCCAAUUCCAAUAUCCAGCCAACUCCUACCUCAAACUCGAUAUCAACACAAACUAGUUUCCAAUCAUUGAGUGACAUUCUCAAUCCGCUAGUACAAAUGUCAACCGUCCCAAUGUCAAGUAGCUCGGAAAAUAAACUACAAGACUUGGAUCAAAGCCAUCUCAAUCCAACAGGAAAGUUUUCUUCUGAUUGUAACCCUGGCACAAGCGGAGCAUUUUCCAACUUUACUUCGAAUGAUAUCAUGCAAUCACCAGUUGAACACUCAAACACUACAAUUAGAUCACCCUCAAACACAGGAUUCAAAAAUUCCUCAUCCUUAUUAUCGCCAUCAUCAACAGCUGCAGCAUUCCCUUUGCCUAGUAACAGUAUUGGAUUGUCAUCGCCAAGAAGCCUUCGUUAUAAGUGUAUUAAUAGCGGUAAAUCUUGCCGUGAAUCUUCAUCUCGUAAAAUGUCAUCGCGAAAUGGUUAUGUCGACAAUGGUGUAAAAAAUCUUCCAUCAACCUGUGAUACAAAUACACCUUCAAAUUGUUACAAAUUAUCUUUAGAAACUGGUAGAUAUGGUCUUACAAAUGCACCUUAUUCAUCAUCACCAACAUCAUCUUCUCCAUCAUCUAAUUGGUUUUCAUCAUCUUACUUACUUCAGUAUACAAACCUUGCUUCAUCUCCAAGCUAUCCGGUAGCGGGUACAAAUUCUGGUGUUGAUAGUUGCCUGAUUGAAGGUAGACACAUACAUUCCUCUAGCACAAAUUAUGACAUGAAAUACAUUGACGAUACUGAAGUUGAUAAUGGUUUGAAUCAAGAUUUAUCGACUAAUUAUUGUCCUUCAUCUUCUACAUCGACAUUUGGUCGUUCACCUUCACUUUUCUAUCGGAAUCGCUCAUCAAUUGCUCAAUCUCAAUCAAACUCAUCGUCAACAUCGACAGCCUCUAAUCAUGGAUUACUCUUACAUCAACAACAAUCACAAAACAACCAACCAAAUGAAUAUAAUUUUACUCAGAGCAACAAUAAUAAUGCCAAUAGUAAUCAUUAUAAUAGAGAAAUUAUUGAUUUCACAAAUAUUCGAAGUGAUUCAGGGGAACCAAUUGCCUCUCAACGACGCUAUAUUUUAUCAACAUGCAAAAGGAAUAGUCUUGAAGAUGAAAGUGAUGAUGAAUUGACAGGAAAGCCUAGUUGCAUGUCACUCGACGAAGAUUGUGACGGCAAAGGAAUAACUCUUUCAUCGACAUUUUGUAAAUGUACUCAAGAAGAAGAUUGUAAAGAAAGUAAUGCCAACUCAGAAACAAGCCUUGAUUAUAGACAAGCGAUUAUCUCAUCACCAGUUCAUGUGAGAAGAAAAAAAGUGUUUCUCAACUUUGAUUCUGAAGAAUUGCUCAACAGUCUCAAUGAUUGUAACACAUUACUAACGGAAACUUACUCAAGAUUUAAUAGAGACGAAUCGAGAGGCAAUUUGACAGGUAAUGGAGGGCCACGAACAGGUCAUAGAGGUAGUUUACCUCAGGCUGUUGUAUCCAAUGAAGAUGGAAGAUUUUCUAAAAGUUUUCGAAGUGAAUUGUUGAACCGAAGCUUGCCAACGUCCCCUAUGCUUGGUACAAAGAAUCGGCGAAAAGCUCAAGGAAAAAGCAUCUUUUAUAGUCCAACAAUGUUCAGAAAAGUGAUGAAACAGAAAUUGAACUAUCUUGAUUGUAGUUCUGAAGAUGAUGCGAGUUCAGAUGACGAGUUUCGAAGUCAGGAUUUCCGAAAUUUGGGAAAUUUCCAAAAGUCGUGUAUUAAAAAGAAGAUGAAAGUUAAAAAACGAAGCAGCAGGAUUCAACCUGACGAACUAAGCAAUCAAAGAUAUACUGGUGGUAGAGAGUUCCUUCUUCAUAACAAAGCACCUCUUUGGAAUGAAGUAAGCCAAGUUUAUCAGCUGGACUUUGGUGGUAGAGUGACCCAAGAGUCGGCAAAAAAUUUCCAAAUUGAACAUCAAGGAAAACAGGUGAUGCAGUUUGGUCGCAUAGAUGAUAACGCAUAUACAUUGGAUUUCCAAUAUCCGUUCAGCGCAUUACAAGCAUUGGCAGUUGCAUUGGCGAAUGUAACUCAGAGAUUGAAGUGAAUAUCGAUGUGGACAUGGACCGUUGAUUUAUUGGUUUAUUGUGACGCGAAAAUUGUGCGAACAAUAGAAAUAAAUUGAAAAAAAAGAUUGAAAAUUAUACUGAUUUGAAUGAAACAAAAUGUAAAUAAACUAGCGAAGAUAAAUAACUUAUCCAAUGAAGGAAGUUAUUAUUGUAUUUAAUGUGGUUUCAAUUUUGAAAUGUAUGAAAAGUGAAAAGAAAUCAUUUGAUAGAUUAACUGACGGAAGGAAAUGAUAAAGAAAUUAAAUAGUUUUA
This is a messenger RNA of Tetranychus urticae (two-spotted spider mite), 5712 nucleotides long. RefSeq names its product WD40 superfamily protein Tusp (gene Tusp). NCBI's taxonomy places the organism in Eukaryota, Metazoa, Arthropoda, Arachnida, Trombidiformes, Tetranychidae. Gene Ontology annotation, molecular function: protein binding. The record is from RefSeq and is a predicted model, not a curated record.